AUGCACGCCAGAAAGAACCACCACCUCUCCAUCAACUCGCCGGGCUCGUCUGCCCUCCCGCCCAGCGGCAUCCUGACCCCGCGCACCCCGCGCUCAGCCCGCGGCGACCCUCUGCGCGAUCCGCUGCUGCUCUCGCGCUCCCCGCCGCCCUCGCCAGGACUGCCGCCCGCGUACCCAAAGAACCCGAAGCGAUCGCUUCCCAGCUACUCGCGCCUGCUCCGCAAGCUUCUUGUCAUCUUUUGCGGCAUCGUCGUCGUGGGAUGGCUCGGCGUGCGUCAUUGGUCGCACUCUCGCACCAUCUUCUACCUGGCCCCGGACGGAUCCGAGUAUGAGAUGGUCGGCGACAGCCUGCUCCCGGACGAGCCGUCGGUUGUCGCCAUGACGGACCAGACGGGCAGAACCAGAUGGACCGUUUCCAUCCCUGCCGACUCGGAAUUCCCGCUUGCUCCAGCCCAGUACAAGGACCUGUGCGACCAGGCCAAGGAAGUGGCCGCUUCGAUCCACGGCAAGGGUGCCCACCACAAGGGCUACUACUACAUCGACCCCACCUACAUUGACGUCCACCACGCCACCGAGCAGGGCCUCUUGCCAGAUCCGAAGGGCACUGCCAAGAUGGUGUCGGCCGUGGGCCUGGAUGACGGUCUAAUGGGACCAGGCAAUACGUACCGAGGCGAAAGAAUGGACAUCUGCGAGACCAGCUUGACCUUUGUCAUGGAGACCUCCGACGCCGGUCUGGGAAAGACUUUGAUGGCCAUGUGGAUGGCGUAUGGACUUGCGCGUUUGGAGGGUAGAGCUUUCUUCGUUGACGAUACGAGAUGGCCCUACGGGAACUACACGAGCUAUUUUCAGCCUCCGCCGACCCCGUCCUGUCUGCCGCCAAUGACGAGCCAGGUUGUUCCCUGCCCCCACCAUGCCAGGCAUUUGAUGGUCUCCGCCGCCACCAUUCGCACCACCUUCGGCCACGCUUUCGUUGAAGAGUACGAGGAUCCCCGCAAGAUGCAGGUUCAGCGCCAGCACAAGAUUUUCGGCAUGCUGCGUGAUGGGUACGAGGCUCUCUUCCGUCUGCACGACGAUGACGCCAACUACGUUCUGGAGCGGACUCGCAGUCUCUACGAGCCUGUCAUCGAAAAGGGCGGCGUCAACAUUGGACUCCACGUGCGUCGCGGCGAUCGCCACCCCUUCGAGUACCAGUAUUCCAAGGACUACAUUCCGUUGGACCGCUUCACGCAAGGCGUGCAAUACCUCAUCGCUGAGCACUAUGGCCCGUCUUUACCAGGAAACACGACCGACGGCGCCAAGGUGGAACGCGACGCUCAUGAUGCCCCGGUCAAGUCCUUGCACACCCCAGCUGCCGCCGCAAGCCAACAGGAGCACCCGGACCUCUUGUCCCUGACUUCAUCCCAAGCUGUCCUGGCAUCCGACGACCCGGACGUCUACAUGGCCCCCGAAAUGGCGGGCGUUGUGCGCGCGCAGGACCGCAUUGUGUUGGCCAGCAAGAAAACACUGGAGGCUUCGGGUGCUCGAAACAAGAACCGGUACAUUGACGAGGUAUCGGGCUGGGAAGGCGGCUUCUUCCGCGAUGUUUUCUGGUCGCUGGGCCGCUCGAACGCCAACAACGCCGGCACCGCCAGCGGCAACAGGAACGAUGAGCCGAACGAAGCGGCGCUUAAGAUGCGCGAGCUCGUCGGCCGCGCGUACCUCCUCGACCUGGCGGUUGUCGCGAAGGCGGAUCAGAUAAUGUGCACGCUCAGCGCUACCGGCUGCAGACUCCUGGCCGUGAUGAUGGGAUGGGAGCACGCCAUCGGGCAAGGCGCAUGGAAGAACGUCGACGGCGAAUUCCAUUGGAGGGGUAUAGACUGGUGA
Messenger RNA from Lasiodiplodia theobromae, 1863 nucleotides. RefSeq lists its product as uncharacterized. Gene Ontology annotation, molecular function: alpha-(1->6)-fucosyltransferase activity. The record is from RefSeq and is a predicted model, not a curated record. The coding region runs from base 1 to 1863 and encodes 620 amino acids. Gene Ontology annotation, biological process: protein N-linked glycosylation. NCBI's taxonomy places the organism in Eukaryota, Fungi, Ascomycota, Dothideomycetes, Botryosphaeriales, Botryosphaeriaceae. The transcript is spliced from 2 exons.